This is a messenger RNA of Rangifer tarandus platyrhynchus (Svalbard reindeer), 957 nucleotides long. The record is from the annotation of a GenBank genome assembly. NCBI's taxonomy places the organism in Eukaryota, Metazoa, Chordata, Mammalia, Artiodactyla, Cervidae.
AUGGGUAAUGGUGUGAAGGAAGGCGUGGUGCGUUUGCGUGAUGAUGCCGAGCCCGUCCUGCCCGCGCACGUCUCCUCAAAGAGUGAUCACAGGCAAGUUCUCAGCUCCCUUCUGUCUGGGGCACUGGCUGGUGCUCUUGCCAAAACAGCUGUAGCUCCCCUGGACCGAACCAAAAUCAUCUUCCAAGUGUCCUCAAAAAGAUUUUCUGCCAAGGAGGCCUUCAGGCUCCUCUACUUCACCUACCUCCACGAAGGCUUCUUGAGCCUGUGGCGCGGCAACUCGGCCACCAUGGUGCGUGUGGUACCCUACGCCGCCAUCCAGUUCAGCGCGCAUGAGGAGUACAAACGCCUCCUGGGCAGCUACUACGGCUUCCGCGGAGAAGCCCUGCCGCCUUGGCCCCGCCUCCUCGCGGGCGCGCUGGCUGGAACCACGGCCGCCUCGCUGACCUACCCGCUGGACCUGGUCAGAGCGCGGAUGGCUGUGACCCCAAAGGAGAUGUACAGCAACAUCUUUCACGUCUUCAUCCGCAUCUCGAGAGAAGAGGGGCUGAAGACCCUCUACCACGGAUUUGUUCCGACCGUGCUGGGGGUCAUUCCCUACGCCGGCCUGAGCUUCUUCACCUAUGAGACCCUCAAGAGCCUGCACCGAGAGUACAGCGGCCGCCCGCAGCCAUACCCCUUUGAGCGCAUGAUUUUCGGGGCCUGCGCUGGCCUCAUCGGGCAGUCUGCCUCUUACCCGCUGGACGUGGUGCGGCGGCGCAUGCAGACGGCCGGCGUCACAGGCCACCAGCGCACCUCCAUCGUGCGCACCAUGCGCACCAUCGUGCGGGAGGAGGGCGUGGUGCGCGGCCUCUACAAGGGCCUGAGCAUGAACUGGCUCAAGGGCCCCAUCGCCGUGGGCAUCAGCUUCACCACCUUCGACCUCAUGCAGAUCCUGCUGCGACACCUGCAGAGCUAG